UAAAGCCAGGCCUUAGGCCACGAAUGAGGGUGUGGGCUGACAUCACUCAACGCCCCUACACCAUGCUAGCUUUUCCUGUUUCGGCAGGGAUCACAACUGAGAGAGAGUGAGAGAGAGUGCGCGAAGUUGCUUGUUGUGAGACUGGAGGCAGCAGCAUGGCUCAGCGGCUCACGGAGGAGCAACUCACCGAGUACAAAGAGGCCUUCUCACUCUUUGACAAAGAUGGCGAUGGGGCCAUCACCACCAAGGAGCUGGGCACUGUCAUGCGCUCCCUGGGCCACAACCCCACCGAAGCUGAGCUGCAGAGCAUGAUUGACCAGGUGGAUGCCAAUGGCAGUGGCACGGUGGACUUUGCCGAGUUCCUCUCGCUGAUGGCCAAGCAGUCAAAGGAUUCCGACAGUGAGGAGGAGAUCCGGGAAGCUUUCCGGGUCUUCGACAAGGACGGGAACGGCUACAUCAGCACGGCAGAGCUGCGGCACGUCCUGACCAACCUGGGGGAGAAGCUGACGGACGAAGAAGUGGACGAGAUGAUCAAGGAGGCCGACGUGGACGGAGACGGGAGAGUCAACUACGAAGAUUCUUGCAAUCCAACUAGCGUAAUCUUUGUCAGAAGCAAGGAGGAAGCCAUGGCUGAACAUCUCUCGGAAGAGCAAAUCGCUGAGUUCAAGGAGGCCUUCCUGAUCUUCGACAAAGAUGGAGAUGGUGCCAUCACCACAAAGGAGCUGGGCACCGUCAUGAGGUCUCUUGGGCAAAACCCAACAGAAGCCGAGCUCAAGGAAAUGAUCGAUAAACUGGAUGCUGACGGGAACGGCACUGUGGACUUCCCAGAGUUCCUGUCCUUGAUGGCCAGGAAGAUCCAGAACUCCGAUGGGGAGGAAGAAAUCCGGAACGCCUUUCGGGUCUUUGACAAGGACGGGAAUGGCUAUGUCAGCGCUGCGGAGCUGCGCCACAUCAUGACCAAGCUUGGUGAGAAGUUGACGGACGAAGAGGUGGAGGACAUGAUCAAGGAGGCUGACGUGGACGGAGAUGGGCAGGUCAACUACGAGGAAUUCCUGCGGAUCAUGUCCGGCAAGUGAAGAGGGGACCUGGGUCUGCAUACCCGAGGACAGUGGGACCUCUGGCUAUUUCAGUAGACACGUCUUCUUCUCCUUUGCAUGGUCUGGGUGAGGUGGUUUGGCUUAGUGGCUGAUCAAAUAUGAUUAAAUGGAUAAUGAGCGGUGGAGCAUUAAUUUGAUGAAAGACUCCGGAGUUCCAAUGCACUUUUUCCUUUCGCUUUCUCUGUGGCCUAGAGGGAUUUGUGGUGCGGCAAAUGGGAACUCGUUGCAUUCUUGCUACAAAAUGAAUUUAGAGGAGGCUGCCAACCACAGUCUAGAAUGGAGCCAACAGAUGGAAGGUAGAUUAUGAUCUACUGGGUGGACUGCAGAAGAUGGGCGAGGGGCAACCCAGCCAGAUGGGACGGGUACAAAUAAUAUAAUGAAUAUUUCUGAUGCCUGGUAGUGUAACAUCAGCAAGUGAAAAUAAAUUUUGCCGUGGCUGGUCUUGUUUUAAUUGCUCAACCUCAUCUGCAGAAUACAAGUAUUAUUAAUUGAUUGCUUUUGAUCUGUUCUAUCUCUCUCUCCCCCCCUCCCCCGAUUCCAACACUGCUAACCAAUAUUAAGAGUUUGGGGCCAGAAUAACUGAUGUGUCGUAUGUCAAAUGCAGAUUUGCACUUGUAGAAUGCAGGUCAUUUUGGUGCAUGACUCGUGGGUGUGGCUCUGCCCCUGAACCACCAUUUUGCACCAGGCUCUGAUAGGUGCACCCUGGAGUUUUUGUUAAAACCCCCCCGAAAGAAUUCUGAUGCCCUUGUUUCCUGUUUCUGUGAAAUGGGUACAAGCAAUGACUUGGAAAGUUCAGUGGGAAAGUGUUCUUACAAAUGGGGAGUACCAGUGUAAGGGGCUGAGGGUUUCGUAAAACUCUUUUAUUCCCCCUCCCCAAGCAGAGUAAUGUAAUGAGUUAAAUUUUAAUUGCUUAAAUGAAUAAAUAAAUAAAUUUUCCUGCGUGGGAAGGGGAUGAAAGGUUGGCAGUUGGCUUUUGAGCUCAGCUCCCAACUUUUCUGUCACGCUCUAAAGUGACCAAGAAACAGAGCUCAGAGUAAGUCUUUGUGAACAGAUGGGAUUCCUCAAGAAGAAAGAGAGGAGCUGUCUUUAUGGCUGCCGUCCCUCUGACUUCUCUGGUCCGCGGGGUUUGAACAGCCAACGAAAACAUCAGGUUCAGCGAGGCUAUAAAAAGAGCGUUGUGACAUGUAUUCAGAUGAAAUACAAUAGAAGGGCUGUGCUAUUUAUAGUGGCUUGCAAGCUUUUGUCCUUUGCGGUCUGCGCUGAACUCUGACGGCAUCAGAUAUUAAACGCUCGUUUGCUUGCUCAAGGAAGAAUAAAAGGGAAAGGAAAGAAGGAGUGCGUCACACGGACAUGUUUUCCAAGUAUACAUUGAAAAGGCUGGUGAUAAAGAUCGCCGAAUCUGGCUCCCUACCCACAAGUGAGGGGUGGGAAGUGAGUAAACCAGAUUGGCUGAAAUCCGGUUUCUGCUCUGACCGUGUUUCCAGGGCCCCCCCAAAUUCCUUGGAAACUUAGCAGACAGAGAGUCAUCAGCACUCAGAAGAUGUCCCUUGUGAUACAUCGUUGUAGGAGAAUCACAGAAUUAUAGUCCAAACCUCUGCAGAAAUACAGUGGUACCUCGGGGUACAGACGCUUCAGG
Podarcis muralis (Common wall lizard) is the source of this 2733-nucleotide messenger RNA. NCBI's taxonomy places the organism in Eukaryota, Metazoa, Chordata, Lepidosauria, Squamata, Lacertidae. The record is from RefSeq and is a predicted model, not a curated record.